AUGCAGCAGCCGCGGUCCAAAGUGUCGUGGUCAGCAGCCAUCUUCUCUAUUUCACAUACUGUUCUCGGAUCUCUGGCAUUUAUUGUAGCACUCCUGACUUGUCUAUCGCUGCAUUAUCGUCGCGUCGUCAGGAACCAUGUUGCUGGCUACCCGGAAGAGUGGUGGCCAUCGGUGAGUGCAACGAUUGGAGACUGGUUUCCUGAGCGCAAUAUUUUCCAGAUCCUCUGUGCUGCUACUGCCGGAUUUCGACUUGCCAUGAUUGGUCUGUGUGGCGCACUUGCGUCGUACUCGUACAACCGUCCGUUAGGUGGUACCCUGCUAGGUGCCACUGGUGUUUUGCGUACAUUCUCAUGUGGCGGAUGGAUUUUCGUGACAUCGACAGAUCACUCACUCGUUCAUGAUAUCAUGAUGGGUGUGUAUAUCGGUUUGACACCCAUCUGGAUGGGUCUGUGUUUGACACAGCUUGAGCCGCGUGUGAAAAGUGAGGCAUACCGACGGGCCCAAACCCUUCGCACUGUAUCGGCAUUUCUUUUCUACGCCUGUACGCCUCUUAUGGUGUAUUUUUAUCGCAAGCAUCGCAUCGAUCGCAUCCCUGGCAUGUAUUCACGCUACGCUUUGCUUGAAUGGACUCUGGUGGCCAUGGACGUCCUGUUUGAUUCAGCGAGUGCGUGGGAUCUCUCCGUGAUCCAGGGUGAGGUUUCUUUCCCCCUUAUCAAGCACGAAAAGAGCGCAGCAGCUCCGAAAAAUCAAUCUUCUCCCGUUUGGCCUUGGACUGUGUCGCAGGCAUUUUUGGCAUUUACGGCAUGGUCGACAUGGUUCGGUCUCAUCCCCACCAUCUUUUAUUUUAGCGUGUCGAACAUGGCUGCUGAGGGCGUGGAGCUUUUCGUUCUGUCCCAAUGCGUCGGUAUUGCUCUUGUGGCUAUGACGCCUAUUGAACGGCUUGUCCGCGGCACACAUGCCAUGUCUAUUCGGCAUCCUCACCCAUGGAUCCUCGUAAGUGGUUGGGUCGCCUCGUUGUGUGGCGGUAUAGCCUCAUAUGCUCUUCAAAGUGCUUCAAUGCGCCUCACUGCGAGUGCCGGGGCCUGUGCGUUGCUGGCUGUGCUGACCGCCGUCGAUUGGUCACAUGCGUGGGAAACAGGGCGCUUGAACGAAUGCGUCGCAAUAUGGCUCGUGGGCUUGGUGGGAGCUUUGGUGGCGCGGUACGCCAACCAUGCGAAUCUGCCUACAUGGGUAUUCAUGGAUGCUACGAAUGGCGGAAGGCAUGUACUGGUACUGAGCAUCGCGAUUGUGUGUCUCGUUCCCCUCGUGGUACCAUCGCUGCGCCAGUUACCUACGCCUCAUGUGCGCCGCUCACCUUCGUCAUUCGGGUCAUUUAUAUUGGCGUCUGUUGCCCUUGGAACCUGGCUGAUCGAGAUACAAACGCUUCUCAGUGACUCGGGGACACUAAUUGCAUUCACCUGGGCAGGUUAUCCGGUCCGAGGUCCACAGGCUGUGCCUCAUGGCAUGUGGGUCGUGAGUGCCAUGGCUGUGAGUGUGACUCUCUCGAUGUGGUAUCCGUACACUGGAUCCAGUGUGCUGGCUAUUGCCCUGCAUGCCUUGGGUGUAUAUAUCGUACUGGUAUAUGAUCAUUGGCUGGGCUUUGCAGGUGGUCUGUGCAUCGCUUUGACCCUGCCUGCCAUGGCUAUGCCCCUGUUCCACAGCGCCCUUGCACAUCAUCCUCUGCGUGCUAUGGGCGUUGCAUGGCUCACUGCUACGUUUUUGGCCUUCCUGGGUGUGCUUACGACAGCUUAUGCCUUUUUGCCAGGUGCCUAUGUUAUGCGGGAGCACACGGGCGCCCUGUUGGGCAUUGAGACAGCGAUCCUGUCGUGGGGUCUGUGGCAUGCGCGCCGUGAAGGGGUGCGUGCUAGAAUCGCACAUGCAACGGGAGCUCGUUCUCGUCGUGCUAUGCGCACCUUGACUGCCCUGCUGGUGGCUUUGGUCGGUGCGGCGAGUGUCGUGCCGCUUGUCCGAUACGUGCCACCCUCGUCCAUCACGCCGCAUCACACUCCAGAUCGCAUACUUACCGCAGGAAUUUGGACGGUUCACUUUGGAUUCGACCAGCUGAUGCGUGACAGUACCCGGCGCAUGUCCUCGAUCCUUCGUACCAUGGAACUUGACAUUGUGGGCCUGCUGGAAACUGACCUCCACCGCCCAGCCUUUGGCAAUCGUGACCUGACCCAGUGGUUGGCCCAGGAUCUUCACAUGUAUGCAGACCUAGGGCCGAGUCCUAAGAAGCAUACGUGGGGCGCUGUGUUGCUGUCCAAGUUUCCGAUUAUUAACAGCACCCACCACCUCCUUCCUUCGCCGCAUGGAGAGUUAGCUCCAGCCAUUCAUGCUGUGCUGGAUAUUUGGGGUGUGCCCACGCAUGUUGUCGUCUCCCACAAUGGCCAGUUCGAAGAUAAGCUGGAUCGAGAGCUCCAGACUAAAGCUAUUGCGCGUAUUUUGAGCGAUGCAUACCCACAUCCAGCCAUCUUCCUUGGCUACGUUGUCACUAAGCCGCAUGCACCGCGGCCCGAGCCAUAUGACAUUUUGUUCUCUGAUGGUUUGAUCUUCGACGUGGAUCCUGACGAUAAAGAUCGAUGGUGUCAGUACCUCGGCUUCCGCGGCCUAGAGCGCGUAGGCUAUGCUCGUGUGUCGCGUUACACGGUAACAGACACCGAGCUGCAGACAUUCAAGCUCGCUGUGCCGGAUAGGCUCGAGCCGAAUCGUGACGUGCGUCCCUUCCGCGUCUCUGGUAGACACUUCAAGCCUGCGGCGUGGACAUACCCCCUAUCGCUCGUCCGGCCAGGUGUCCGUGUGAAUGAAACCCACAAGUACUCACCCUACAUUUACCCACAAUACUUUGAGUUCGAGGCCAGGCACUAA
Malassezia restricta is the source of this 2904-nucleotide messenger RNA. Its product is annotated as putative sensor/transporter protein involved in cell wall biogenesis. The record is from RefSeq and is a predicted model, not a curated record. Gene Ontology annotation, biological process: GPI anchor biosynthetic process; fungal-type cell wall organization. NCBI's taxonomy places the organism in Eukaryota, Fungi, Basidiomycota, Malasseziomycetes, Malasseziales, Malasseziaceae. Gene Ontology annotation, cellular component: endoplasmic reticulum. The transcript has a single exon. The coding region runs from base 1 to 2904 and encodes 967 amino acids.